This is a messenger RNA of Saccostrea cuccullata (small rock oyster), 551 nucleotides long. Its product is annotated as GRIP1-associated protein 1-like. The record is from RefSeq and is a predicted model, not a curated record. Gene Ontology annotation, biological process: regulation of neurotransmitter receptor transport, endosome to postsynaptic membrane; regulation of recycling endosome localization within postsynapse; regulation of modification of synaptic structure. Lineage: Eukaryota; Metazoa; Mollusca; Bivalvia; Ostreida; Ostreidae. The transcript is spliced from 6 exons. Gene Ontology annotation, cellular component: postsynaptic recycling endosome; extrinsic component of postsynaptic early endosome membrane; glutamatergic synapse. The annotation marks the transcript as partial.
AACUAAGUCUGAGUCUGGCGACAGAAAAAGAAGAAAAUAAACUUCUUCAGGAACAGUUAUCAGCCAUAGAGAAAUCAUCAAAAGAAAAAAUCCAAAAUCUACAGGAAGAGGUGGAGAAAAGUGCAGACAAACUAAAGAAGAAACAGGAAAGUUACUUACAGUUACAUGCAGAAAAAGAAAGUGUGUUUACCGAGUUGAGUAAAAAGUUAGAGGACGUUCAGGGUGGUCGUGACAGGGACCAGAAAUAUUACACAGACCAGAUCAGUAAAUUACAGCAGGAGUUAGAGAAGGGCAAGAAGUCUUACCAAGAGCUAGAAGACCAAGCCAGUAAACAGAAAACUCAGUCAGAACAAACCAUAAACUCACUACAACAACAGGUCAGUGCUGCUAACAUUGUUGAAAACCAACAUGUGAAGGAACAGACAGAGAAAUUACACCAACAGAUAUCACAACUCAAACAACAACUGCUGGGACUGACACAGGCCCAGGAUGAUCUCAAAGUACAGCUACAGGUGAGAAAGAGAGAGAGAGAGAGAGAGAGAGAGAUUAGA